AUGAGUCGAGUGAACCCUUUUGCACCGUGUUGCAAUAAGCCACGACGGCUGAUGUUGACACUAUAUCCGCCAAAUACCUGUCAGCAGACUGAAUACAUCACCUACGUACCGCCCACAUCGGCGGCAGCCUUGACAGACCUAUUUGGACGCUGCCUCCCAAAUCUAAGCUUCGACAACCUCCAGCUUACAAGUGUGCCCGGAGCCGCCAGGGAACAACACUGCACCGCUUCUAUUCUUCUCUCCCCGCCACCUGACCCCUCGUAUGAUCAUCUCCAUGAUGGUACAAUCGUCGAGUACCCAGACGACAGUUAUGUAGAAAAUGUCAAUGUUACAAGCCCGGACAAGAUCCUCACAUUACUUGAACCUCGCAUUGCCGACGUCUCCUUCGUAUUGGACAACGUGACCAACGGUACCCUUUGCGAGCAGCUCGGAAUACCCUCGCUGGACACCGACCGAACGGCCACAUUCGGGCACUCCUUGGGAGGCGCUACAGCUGUCGAUGCCUUGCUGGCGGAGCCUCGACUUCGGGUUGGCUGCAACAGAGAUGGUGGUCUUUGGGGAGACGGGAUCACCUUGAUCAACAUUCGUCUGUACCUCCUACUUACUGCUGGAAACCACCCGGCGUGGAAUACCUCGUUGGCGGAGAAUUGGCCCUACCAGACGGGCCGAAAGUAG
This is a messenger RNA of Fonsecaea nubica, 675 nucleotides long. RefSeq lists its product as hypothetical. The transcript has 2 exons. The record is from RefSeq and is a predicted model, not a curated record. Lineage: Eukaryota; Fungi; Ascomycota; Eurotiomycetes; Chaetothyriales; Herpotrichiellaceae. Bases 1 to 675 code for a protein of 224 amino acids.